This is a messenger RNA of Pogonomyrmex barbatus (red harvester ant), 609 nucleotides long. RefSeq names its product UPAR/Ly6 domain-containing protein crok. The record is from RefSeq and is a predicted model, not a curated record. Gene Ontology annotation, biological process: regulation of synaptic transmission, cholinergic; positive regulation of voltage-gated potassium channel activity; sleep. Lineage: Eukaryota; Metazoa; Arthropoda; Insecta; Hymenoptera; Formicidae.
AAUACAUAGAUAAAUUAUAAUAUUUUACAGGUGUUAAUGCUAUGCAGUGUUAUCAGUGUAAUAGCCGGAAUAAUAGCCAAUGCGCUGAUCUUGUCCCUCCAGAUUCUAUGAAGAUAGAUUGUUCGGAUCUUAAAGAUGGUGCAAAAUAUACAAUGUGUCGAAAAAUUACACAAGUCAUCGAGUUUAGCGUUAAUGGCUUACCACCUGAUACGCGAGUUAUUCGAGGAUGUGGAUGGGAUGAGUCAAAUUAUAAAGGCAAAUGUUAUCAACGAAGUGGUUUUGGUGGUAGACAAGAAGUUUGCUCCUGUUUAACUGACUACUGCAAUUCAGCAAUACCUGGACCUGGACUUUUGCUGCCUCAACAUUUUAUUUUCUCAUGCAUUUUGAUCAGCGUGCUCUUAAUGAUUUUCUAGAAAUGGCACUAUUUAAAAAAAAAUAUUUGAAUUUUCCAAAGAAUUUUAUUAUAAGUGUAUGAUGGAAGUUUAGAAAUAAUAGAAAAAUUAGUGCUUUUAUUGUUAAUACAAAUUGAAAUAGUAGAAAGUUAUAUAGAAUAACAUACAAAGUAUAAUAAAAUUACUAUGAUUAAAAUAAAACAAUUUUACAAUAGAA